Molecule: messenger RNA, 348 nt
Organism: Staurois parvus
Lineage: Eukaryota; Metazoa; Chordata; Amphibia; Anura; Ranidae
Source: the annotation of a GenBank genome assembly
UCAUGCUGCUGCCAGGUCCAGAGUCUGUCAUGGGUCCCUGUACGGCCUCCCAUUGCUGCUGUCUCCAUCGCCACACUCUGCCAUGUGCCACUUUCAGGUCUCCUCACACAUGCUGGUGUGUUGAAUUUUUUUUCAGGGUGCUGGCAGAUUACGGGCCUCCCAUAGCUGCUGCCAGGCCCCUAAUCUGCCAUGGGCCCCUAUAUACCGCCUCCUCAUGCUGCUGCCAGGGUCCAGAGUCUCUCAUGGGUCCCUGUACGGCCUCCCAUUGCUGCUGUCUCCAUCGCCACACUCUGCCAUGUGCCACUUUCAGGUCUCCUCACACACUGCUGGUGUGUUGAAUUUUUUGAC